AGGCGUCCGUUGUGAUGUUCUCGGUCAUGAACAUCCUGGACAAGUUCAGGUUGUGCAACAUUUCCAGCAUGCCAUGUCAGUGAUGACGAUGGAAGGCAGGUUUGCUGCAACUCUAAUGCCAGAACCGACCGACUGACCGAGUAAUGUUUGUUCCAGAAACAAUACGAUCCGCGGAUGACUUUGCAGUCAAGAACUGAGAUCACUCGUCAAAACAGAGGUAGCAUGCUUGAGGUCCUGAUUAGAUUGACCAGAAAAGUAGAAAACGGAUUUCGAUUUCGUUCCAGACGAUGAGUUUUGCAUCUCUCCGCAGCCAGGUCCAAGAACUAGCCAAAAGACACAGACGAAAGACAAGUGUCCUAUGAGCCAGGGAACCCAAGCUGUCCUGAUUAUCCUGAACCCGAAAGACACAGACGAUCACUCCACACACCGAACCGAGACCAACCAACGCCGCCGCGCAGCGACCGCCAAUGUCGUCCUCUGCAGCGCCAGUGCAGCCGCCGCCACCGCGCCCGGUGCGCUUCGGCAUCCUGGGCUGCGCUGACAUCGCGCGCAAGAUCUCGCGUGCAAUGCGGAUGCUCCCUGCGGGCGCCGCUACCGUCGCCGCCGUAGGCAGUCGCUCCGAGGACAAGGCCCGCCGCUUCGUCACCGAAAUCGGCUUCCCCGCGGCGCGCGUCCACGGCUCCUACGAGUCUCUCCUAGGGGACCCGGACGUGGAGGCCGUGUACCUCCCGCUCCCCACCAGUCUCCACGUGCCCUGGGCCACAGCCGUCGCCGCGCGUGACAAGCACCUGCUCCUCGAGAAGCCCACCGCGCUCUGCGCCGCCGAGCUCGACGCCAUCCUCGCCGCCUGCGACGCCUCCGGGAUCCAGUUCAUGGACACCACCAUGUGGAUCCACAACCCGCGCACCGCCAAGAUGCGGGAGAUCGUCAGCGACAAGGAUGCCUUCGGUGACGUCAGAGUGAUAAACAGUAUGUGCAGCUUUCGGGCAUCCGAAGAAUUCCUCAAGAAUGACAUCAGGGUAAAGCCAGACCUUGAUGCCUUGGGUGUUCUCGGUGAUGUUGGAUGGUACUGCAUCCGUUCAAUCUUGUGGGCUGUUGACUAUGAGAUGCCCGAGACCGUGAUCGCUCACCGUCAUCCUGUCAAGAACCAAGCUGGCGUGCUUCUUGCUUGUGGUGCGACAUUGUACUGGGCAGAUGGCAAGACUGCAAAUUUCAACUGCUCAUUUCUUACUAACCUCGCUUUUGACGUCACCUUAUAUGGCACAAACGGUACUCUCCAUGUCACUGACUUGGUCAUUCCGUAUGAAGAAAAUUCUGCGGAGUUCAGUGUGGCCUCAAAGUCAAACUUUGUCAAACCCACCAUCGGAUGGGAUCCAUUGCCAAGGAAGCAUGUUGUUACUACAGAUCUGCCACAGGAGGCGCUCAUGGUCCAGGAAUUCACAAGGCUUGUGCAGAACAUCCGGGACUCCGGGGGCAGGCCUGAGCGUAAGUGGCCGGCUAUCACCCGGAAGACGCAGGUGGUUCUGGAUGCCGUGAAAGCUUCCAUUGACAAGGGAUCUGAACCAAUUGAGGUUGCCAGCUAAAUACGAUAACAGAUGGCAGCUCGUACUGCUAAGUUUGUACUUAAUGGCUUCUACUCGCAUUUGUUGUCCCGUAAAUGAAACUAUAAUUGUAAUAAUCUGAAGGAAUCUGGUCAAAUUGAGGAGAACAUUACCAUCUACCGAAUCAUUGAUUUGUGACGAA
Messenger RNA from Sorghum bicolor (sorghum), 1743 nucleotides. RefSeq lists its product as uncharacterized. The record is from RefSeq and is a predicted model, not a curated record. The coding region runs from base 468 to 1583 and encodes 371 amino acids. Lineage: Eukaryota; Viridiplantae; Streptophyta; Magnoliopsida; Poales; Poaceae. The transcript has 2 exons. Gene Ontology annotation, molecular function: nucleotide binding.